This is a messenger RNA of Macaca mulatta (Rhesus monkey), 2616 nucleotides long. NCBI's taxonomy places the organism in Eukaryota, Metazoa, Chordata, Mammalia, Primates, Cercopithecidae. The record is from RefSeq and is a predicted model, not a curated record.
AAGCUGUUACUCUUUCUUCAUUCCGGCCAGCAUGUGAUCACAUCUCCUGUCACUCAAGGCCUGAAAGGGCGGGGCCUUCAACAUUAUCCAAUCAGGGACGCUGGGCGGAAACCGUCCAAUCAGACACGCAGCUGCAGCGGACGGGGCGGCUUUCGGGUUUGGCGGGUACUUUGUCUCUAGCUGCAGACGGAGCUGCACGUCUUGUCUUCCCUAAUCUAUGUCCUCUGCUCCUAGAGGCCCAGCCUCUGUGGCCCUGUGACCUGCAGGUAUUGGGAGAUCCCCAGCUAAGACGCCAGGUCCUCCCUGGAAGCCUAGAAAUGGGACCACUGACAUUUAGGGAUGUGACUGUAGAAUUCUCUCUGGAGGAGUGGCAAUGCCUGGACACUGCACAGCAGAAUUUAUAUAGGGAUGUGAUGUUAGAGAACUACAGAAACCUGGUCUUCCUGGGUAUUGCUGUCUCUAAGCCAGACCUAGUCACCUGUCUGGAGCAAGGAAAAGAGCCCUGGAAUAUGAAGAGACAUGAGAUGGUAGCCAAAACCCCAGUUAUGUGUUCUCAUAUUGCUGAAGACCUUUGGCCAGAGCGAGACAUUAAAGAUUUUUUCCAAAAAGUCAUACUGAGGAGAUAUGAUAAAUGUGGACGUGAUAAUUUACAAUUAAGAUUAGGCUGUAAAAGUGUGGAUGAGUGUAAGGUGUGCAAAGGAGAUUGUAAUAGACUUAACCAAUGUCUGACAACAACCCAGAGGAAAAUAUAUCAAUGUGAUGAAUAUGAGAAAGUCUUUUAUAAAUUUUCAAAUGUAGAUAGACAUAAGAUAAGACAUACUGAAAAGAAAACUUGCAAAUGUAAAGAAUGUGGUAAAUCAUUUUGCAUGCUUUCACAACUAACUCAACAUAAGAGAAUUCAUACUAGAGAGAAUUCCCACAAAUGUGAAGAAUGUGGCAAAGCCUUUAACAAGUCCUCAGCCCUUACUAAACAUAAGAUAAUUCAUACUGGAGAGAAGCCCUACAAAUGUGAAGAGUGUGGCAAUGCUUUUAACCGGUCCUCAGCCCUUUCUCGACAUAAGAGGAUUCAUACUGGAGAGAAACCCCACAAAUGUGAAGAGUGUGGCAAAGCCUUUAACAGGUUUUCACACCUUACUCGACAUAAGAUAAUUCAUACUAGAGAAAAACCCUACAAAUGUGAAGAAUGUGGCAAAGCCUUUAACUGGUCUUCACACCUUACUGAACAUAAGAGAAUUCAUACUAGAGAGAAGCCCUACAAAUGUGAUGAAUGUUGCAAAGCCUUUAACUGGUCUUCAGCUCUUACUACCCUUACUCAACAUAAGAUAAUUCAUACUAGAGAGAAACCCUACAAAUGUGAAGAGUGUGGCCAAGCCUUUAACCGGUCCUCAGCCCUUACUGGACAUAAGAUGAGUCAUACUGGAGAGAAACCCUAUAAACAUGAAGAGUGUGGAAAAGCUUUUAACCGGUCUUCACACCUUAUUCAACAUAAGAUGAUUCAUAAUAGAGAGAAACCCUACACAUGUGAACAGUGUGGCAAAACUUUUAACCAGUCUUCAUACCUUAUUCCACAUAAGAUAAUUCAUAUUAGAGAGAAACCCUACAAGUGUGAUGAGUGUGGCAAAACCUUUAACCGGUCUUCACACCUUACUCAACAUAAGAUAAUUCAUACUAGAGAGAAACCCUACAAAUGUGAAGAAUGUGGUAAACCUUUUAAUCGUUUAUCAAACCUUACUGUACAUAAGAGAAUUCAUGCUCAAGAACCCCAACGAAGUGAAGAAUGUGGCAAAGCUUGUAACCAUUCCUCGAUCCUUAUUAAACAUAAGGGAAUUCAUAGAGAGAAACCAUACAAAUGUGAAGAAUGUGCUGGAUUUAACAAAUCCUCAACAUUUACUAAGUACAAAAGAAUUCAUGAGAACUCAUAUGGAAGAUAAAGCCUAGAAAUAAGAAGAAUGUGACAAAGCCUUUACAAGUUCUCAACACAUAAUUUAUACUAGAAAGAAAUCCUAAAGUGUGAAGAAUGUCACAAAGCCCUUAACAAGUCCUCAAUUAUUAACAGAUAUAAGAUAUUUCAUACUGGAGCAAAACUCUACAAUCCUGAAUGUCACAGUGCUUUUAAUAACACCUCAAACUUUUCUAAACAUUAAAAAAAGAAAAAAAAAGAUUAUACUCUUGCAAAACUCUAGAAAUACAAAGAAUGUGAAAAAGCUUUUAAAUGGUUUUCACACUUGAUUGCAGGUAAAAUAAUUUAUACUGGAGAAAACUCCAAGUAUGAAGAAUAUAACUUUUAACCAGUGUUCACAACUUAUUGCACAGGAAAGCAUUUAUAGUUGAGAAAUGGUGUACAAAUAUAAAGAAUGUGGGAAAGUCAUUAAUAUCUGCUCACAUAUUGUACAACAUCAGAGAGUUCAUACUUAAUAUUAUAAAUACAAUUACUAUCAAACGAUCUUUCAGAAAUAUAAGCCUUUAAAGUGAAGAGUUUAUUCUGAAGACAAACAUUACAAAUAUAAAGAGGGUUGUAGUACUUGUAUCACAUAUUUUAUUGUACACAUUUUUAUUUUUUUAUUUUUAAGACAGAGUCUCGCUCUGUCACCCAGGCUGGAGUGCGGUGGCGUGAUC